AAGAUCAAGGAGGGAGCGGAGAGGAGGAGAGAGCAAUCCAAAUUGGAGAAGAAAGCGCAGCAAAGGAGGGGGGGGAAGUACACACCAAGGGAAUUGGAAUGAAGUUGCUCGAGAAAAUGGGUUACAAAGGGGGCGGUCUUGGGAAGAACCGACAGGGGAUUGUGACGCCCAUUGAAGCGAAGUUGCGUCCUGAGAAUAUGGGUAUGGUUUUCAACGACUACAAAGAAACUCCUGCAAAGGCACCUGUUGCCUCGCUGGAGCCCGAGGAAAAGAAGACAUUACCUGAUGUGCCCGGCAGUAAGGAGAGGCUUUGGUCUAAGCAAGCGAAGAAGGCAACGCUGAAGAACAAAGCGAAAUAUGUUACAGCAGAAGAGCUGUUGGCGAAGAAGCAGGAACAGGGGGGUGUUGAAGUUGUGCAAAAGGUACUUGACAUGCGCGGACCUCAGGUUAGGGUAUUAGCAAACUUGGAGAAUCUGAAUGCGGAAGAGAAGGCGAGGGAGAGCGGCAUUCCGAUGCCCGAGCUCCGGCACGAUGUAAGGUCGAUUGUGGGCCCGGCCAAGUUGGAUAUUCAGAAGGUCGAUAGGGAUCCGAGGAAUGAGAAGGAGACUGCUCUGAGCUUGCAAAACGAAAAAGAGAAGUUACAAGCCGAGGCAGAACUCCAGAAGAAACAGCUGAAUUAUACUCUGUUUAUCAGAGUAUUUCAGGGAUGGGAUCGUCUGCGGAAUCCCUCACCUGUGUUUGGAAGUUGUUUCGCGGUGGAAAUCUCUAUUGCACGGGCAGCUUAUCGCGGCCGGUUGGACCAAGUGAAUACGAACCAGAUACCUAUUGGGGACUUAGUUACGCUAACAUUUAAUUAG
Messenger RNA from Syzygium oleosum, 857 nucleotides. Its product is annotated as septin and tuftelin-interacting protein 1 homolog 1-like. The record is from RefSeq and is a predicted model, not a curated record. Gene Ontology annotation, molecular function: nucleic acid binding. Bases 99 to 857 code for a protein of 252 amino acids. Lineage: Eukaryota; Viridiplantae; Streptophyta; Magnoliopsida; Myrtales; Myrtaceae. Gene Ontology annotation, biological process: spliceosomal complex disassembly. Gene Ontology annotation, cellular component: U2-type post-mRNA release spliceosomal complex. The transcript is spliced from 2 exons.